AAAGGGUAUUUUGGGUGUUAUCUCCCACAGUUGUGCUCUAACAUGGCUAAAGCAGUGAUUUGUGUGCUUCUCCCAUCUCUGUUUGCCUUCUGUAGAUGUGCUCCAGUGGGUUUUCAUGGUGGUUCAGAUGCUCACUGCCCCCUGACGGUAAAGAUCCUAGAUGCCGUGAAGGGGAUCCCCGCUGGAAAUAUAGCUCUGGGUGUGUAUCGCCAAGAUCAAAGUGGGACAUGGGAAAAGAUUGCCAGUGGGAAAGUGGAUUUGACUGGGGAGGUGCACAACUUGAUCACUGAGAAGGAGUUCACUCCUGGUGUGUAUCGGGUGGAGUUUGACACUAAAGCCUACUGGAAGGAAGAGGGUCGCACACCAUUCCACCAGAUGGCGGAUGUGGUGUUUGAGGCUCAUGCGGAGGGGCAUCGGCAUUACACUCUGGCUCUUCUUCUGAGCCCCUUCUCGUACACCACAACAGCAGUGGUCGUCAAAGCACAUGAGUGACAUCACACAGAAAGUUGGUCCACAUCAACUUAAACAGAGACAUUACUUUACAUCCCGGGUCCAAGAUUAACACCUU
Molecule: messenger RNA, 568 nt
Organism: Rhinichthys klamathensis goyatoka
Lineage: Eukaryota; Metazoa; Chordata; Actinopteri; Cypriniformes; Leuciscidae
Gene: ttr
Product: transthyretin (prealbumin, amyloidosis type I)
Exons: 4
Coding region: 43-492 (149 amino acids)
Biological process (GO): purine nucleobase metabolic process
Source: RefSeq, a predicted model, not a curated record